Rhopalosiphum padi (bird cherry-oat aphid) is the source of this 4197-nucleotide messenger RNA. Its product is annotated as zinc finger protein 569-like. The transcript is spliced from 5 exons. Gene Ontology annotation, molecular function: DNA-binding transcription factor activity; RNA polymerase II cis-regulatory region sequence-specific DNA binding. NCBI's taxonomy places the organism in Eukaryota, Metazoa, Arthropoda, Insecta, Hemiptera, Aphididae. The record is from RefSeq and is a predicted model, not a curated record. Gene Ontology annotation, biological process: regulation of transcription by RNA polymerase II. Bases 290 to 2686 code for a protein of 798 amino acids.
CAUGUAAAUUUGUAAAAAAAAAUUACAUUUUUUAAUUGAUAUACAUAUAUAUUAUCAUGUAUAUGUUAUAUAUAUAUUAUUUAAUAAAUAUUAGUUUUUAGUGUAGGUCUUAAGCAAUCGUAAUUUGUAAUUUGUAUUUUGUAACAUUAUUCGGAAACGGCUCUGACGUUUUCUUAAUUUAACACCGUUUUAUCGUCGCCCGACAGGCCAUUCUGUGGCCGUUACGGCCAUAAUCGUUCCAUUAUUCUUCCUCAACUCUAUUAAGACUGAAAAUCGUUGUUGAAAAAAUAUGAGUCAAUCAUGUUGUCCAGUUUGCACAUUGUACUUACGCCCAGGAAUAUCUCUUCCUGUUCAUUUGCAUACACAUCCAAAAAAACAAGUCAUAAAAGCCUUAUUAACCCUAACCAAUCAAAUAUCUCCUUCAAAAUCAGACAAAUCAUCAGAAUCAGAUCAAGAAAACCUAUCAGAUGACAGUAGCUCAUCUUCAGAUUCAUCAGAAGGUGGAUACACCUUUAUUAUACCAGAUAGAGUUAAUAAUGCAAAUAAAAAUACCUUAAAUGUAUCAGAAGCGGUUAAUGAAACCAGCAGAACUAACUUCAAUAUAUCAGAUGCUGUUAAUUCUGGUCUUAAUAAUGAGGAUAGAAAUAGUCCUAACAUUUGUUCAUCACCCAAAAGCCAAAAUAGUCAAGCACUUUCAGAACUACGAGAUGCUCUUGAAGAUCAUCCCGAUGAUGACAUUGAUAUUGAAGAUAACAAUGUUACUUUUGAGGAUGACUAUCCUCCAGAAUUUGAAGACCAACAAGAUUGCAGUAAUGGUGGUUUUCAAGGAGGAUCAAAUGAUUCAACUCAACAUCAUGAAAUGUCGGAAGAAACAGGCUCAUCUGUAGCAGGUCAUUUUAAUGAUCCAUUUCAAUCAAAUGGUAAUUUACUUGAAAAUGAAGAAUAUAUGUCACAUUACUUUUACUCCAGUGAAAAUGCUCGUAUAUCACAUACUGAUCCAGAUCCUCAACUUAACCCUCCUCAAUAUAGUACUCUUACUACAAUGGAGCUACAUCCAGAAUAUUUAUCCUCAAACCAUCAAGAACAUAAUUUAACUUUAGAUAUUCAAACUGAUGAACUUAUGCCAGCUCAUGGAGAAUUAUCUGGCCAAGAGAGUUUAGAACCCCCCGAACCAAUACUUGCAUCUAUAUGGACAAUGAAAAGUAGUGAUGAUAUUCUGCCUCAAACUAGUACUGCAUGGGAUGAUACUGUACAUGAAGUAAGUACUGCUGCUAGAAAUUUAAUGUGUUUAAAAAACAGAGAAGAAAUCCCUAAAGAAGAUACUAAAGAAAUAAUAGAAAAAAAAGAAGUAAAACCACUUUUAGGAAAAUUAAUUUGUCCGUAUUGCAAAUUAAAGUUCAAUGAUGUUAAGUCACGUAAAGCACAUAUUAAUGAAGAGCAUAAAAAUGAAGAAGGCGUGAAGAAAGGUUUGAUGUACAUUAAGCCAUUUACAGAAAAAAUAGAAACUGAUUUGGAUGAAUCGGAUCAACCAACUACUUUGAAAGUGGAAUGUGGCAUUUGCAAUCAACCUUUCGAAAAUUAUAUUCAUAUGACAUUGCAUUUUAUUGAUACUCAUAAAGAUAAGAAUAAUCUAUGUCCAACAUGUAACAUAGUAUUUCCUAUGAUAACAGAUUUUCGAGAACAUAUACUAAAUGUUCAUCCAUUGACAUGUAGUUUCUGUUCAAGGAAAUUUCAUUCCCAAUUUAAUUUAACCACACAUUUGAAACGUCAUCUUCAAAUUAAGCCAUAUGUCUGUGAACAAUGUCAUAAAUGUUUCGUCAGUCGUGUUAAACUUCAAGAUCAUAUGAAUGGACAUCUCAAUAUAAAACCAUACUCUUGUUCUAUGUGUGAUCAAGCUUUUAGUUGCAAAUCAAAUUUAAAUAGUCAUAUUCGUAAACAACAUCAAGCUAAUGGAACUCCAAAAGAUUUUUAUUGUCAUUGUGGAGAGGUAUUUCAUUCUUUAAAAAAGCUUGCAUGGCAUAAGGAAACUCACGAAGAUAAACCAAAACAAUGUCCAUGGUGCUCAGAACGUUUUGUACAUUUAACAUCAUUGACUAGACAUAUAAGGCGUUCACAUGAUUCAUCAUAUUUACCUACAAAAGAUCGUGAUUUUGAAAACAUGACCUGUCAUAUAUGUAAUAAUACAUUUUUACGUAAAUCUUUUGCUACUCAUAUGCUUAUUCACAAAGAUUUAAGACCUUAUUCUUGCAAUAUAUGCAACCGAUCAUUUCGGACUAAAUGGAAUUUAAGAAUGCAUCAGUGGACUCAUAUGUCACGUACGCACAAACCUUUUAAAUGUACCCAAUGCAAAAGUGCAUUUUAUCUCAAACAUGAAUGGGAAGCUCAUGUACGUGCACACAAUGGUGUUCGUCCAUUUACAUGCAAUGAAUGUGGAAAACAAUUUAUUAGGAAAAAGCAUUGUAUGAGACAUAUGGCAGAACAUGAAGAAGGCAAUCGUUCAUAUGAAUGCAAAGAAUGUGGCAAAAGGUUCCAUCGUAGUUAUUAUCUGACAGAUCACAUAAAGACACACACCGGACAAAAGCCUCAUACAUGUCAUAUAUGCGGUAAAACAACUAGCUCUAAGUCAAAUCACAACAAACAUGUCCGUACACAUCAUGCAAGAGAAACAAUAAACACUGAAGGUUAAUAUAUAGCAGUUUUAACCUACAUUAAUAAUUUACAAAACAAUAGUUUUAAGAUUUAGACUUAAGGAAUAAUUUUUAUAAACUAAAUUUUAUCUAUAGAUUGGCUGGUCCAAUAUAAUAGUGAUUUCAACAUAUUUUAUCAAUAUGUCUGCAUUUUUAUAUUCUUAUUUAUUUGUUUAUUACCAAUACUGUAGACAUUAUAUAUAUAAAUAAUAUUAUAAAUAACUUCUGAAAUUAAAAACAUAAAUAAUUUUAACCAUCAGUUUAAGUAUUUACCAUCUCUUAUAUUAAUACAUUAUUUUAAUUAUUGAAUAUGUUAUUACCAACUCAUCUUUAAUAGUGAUUUAAAUUGUACUUGACUGGGUUCUUGCAAUUUUUGUGAACAAAUGUGUGUGUUUAUAUGUUCGUGUGUAUCCUUCGAUUGUCUACUAUUAAUCAAAGCACUUGUGUUAAGUUAUUUACCUUAAGUAUUUUUAGUUAUAUGUUAGGUACCUAUGCAAUAUAUAUAUUAAGUUUAGCAUGGCGAAUAUAUUUUUUUUAUUUAUGAUAAUAUUAAUGUUAUUUUACAACUUUUGUUUUUAUAAAUUGUCGAUAUUAUUUUUAAAAUUAAAAUUAACUAAUGCAACUUGUAAAUAAAAUUAUAUUGUAAUUUUCAAUUUCUUGCAAAUAGAUGUACGUACAAAAAAUGUGUAAAUAAUUUAUAAUUUUUCAUAUUUUCCUUAAAAAUACUGAAGUUUAAAAUUAAAAUUUUUUCUGUAUUAAAUUUAUAUUUAUGUUAAAAUACAAAGCAUGUUUUAUAAUUUAUUUAAAAUUGGAAUUUACAAAAUAAAUAUAUUAUUUUUGUAGCCAUAGUUUUAAAAGUACAUGUUUAACAUAAUUAUUUAUUUAAGUAAAUAUAAUAAAAACGUUUUAAUUUUAUGAAGAUAAAAUAUAUUUUAGGUAAAUUUUCGGAAAAAUUGUAAAAUAAUGUUAUAAGUUAAUGUUUUUAAUAACCUACCCAUUGUUUGUUAUGAUUUUAUAAUUUAUUUUAUUUAUAAUAUAUCUAUUAAUUUAGAGAAUAUUAAAUUUCUUAUAAUGCAAUUUAGAAUUUAUUUAGUUUUUAAAUUUGGUUCUUUUGCAGUAGAAAAUGUAUAAGUUAUAAGAAUGUCAAAAUAUUUUAUAAUAUAUGCAAUUAUAUUAUAUUAUUUUUUAAAAAUAAUCAUAGUUUUUGUUUCAUUUUAAUAAAUUAACUACCUAAAAUUAAUUCUGAAAAUGUAUGAUAACUAGAACAUUUAAUUUAUUACCAUGCCACCUAAAGUGUAGAACAUUUAAUUAAAAAUUUAAAAAAAGGUAGGCAAUUGAAUACUGCUUUGCUGAACAUAUUGUGUCGAGUGGGUCACUGUGAUGGGUGUAGUAAAUUUAAAUUCAGUUAUAUAUCAUUGUACAACAAUUUUCAACGAAGACAGCUUAUAUCAUUCAGUAUAUAGGUAUUUUCAUAUGUUUUUAAGUACAGAUAUUAAAGUAAUUUAUUUUA